Messenger RNA from Etheostoma cragini (Arkansas darter), 1806 nucleotides. RefSeq lists its product as uncharacterized. NCBI's taxonomy places the organism in Eukaryota, Metazoa, Chordata, Actinopteri, Perciformes, Percidae. The record is from RefSeq and is a predicted model, not a curated record. The transcript has 2 exons. The coding region runs from base 107 to 1747 and encodes 546 amino acids.
GCCCAGGGACCAUCCAGCCCAGGGACCAUCCAGCCCUCGGACCAUCCAGCCCAGGGACCAUCCAGCCCCGGGACCAUCCAGCCCUCGGACCAUCCAGCUUUCAGUCAUGGCGUCUCCCGGCCGCCCGUCCGUCCUGCUGAUGUCUGUCCUCCUCCUCCUCUCAGCUGGGAUUGUCUCCACGGCUGGCAAACAAAAAGAAUCUAAAAACAAAGUCAAGGCAGUAUCUAAAGAAACUGGCAAGUUCCUUUUGGAUCACACUGAAAAGAUCAGCAACGCAGUGGUCCCUUUUCUGAGUCUGAUCCAACCUGACGGGUCUCUGAUCAGUGCCAUCGUCAAUGUAGUACUGAUACUAGCGUCAGUAGUAAACAAAAACUUAAAAGAUGACCCAACAUUAAAGUAUCUCAAGUUUCAAUUUGACAAUGUUAAUUUGAAGCUUGACAAAUAUCACGAAGAGCAGAUAUGGGCAAGCUGGGCGAGUGGACCCUUUCACAAGCCAGAGAAACACAUUGAGGUGGGCUGGACUACCUUGAAAACGUUCGUGGGCAGUCUUUUAGAAUCAAAAGACAUUCAUGAACAGCAGAGGCACAGAGAUGAGUUCAUCCACGCCUACUCAAAGUACGAGCCCGCCACCAAGACCUUGCAUGAGUUUUUGAAACCUAAAACAAUAAGCUUCAUAGAAAACCUGGGCUUGAAGCUGGCUGACCAUUCGAAAUGUCAUGAAAAGGAUCUCAGAGAUUACAGCGCAUUUAUCAAUGAGCUUAUCUACAAAGGCAACACUAUGAACCAGCUGUACUACAAACUCAAGAAGAUAGACUCUCCCGCCAGAGUCAAGGAGGCAGCUGACAUUGCGUACGAAUCUGCAGCCGCUCUGUUCCAACUGCAACUGUACUGCAUCGAAAAGAGUGAUGACUACAUUAAAACAGAUGUGUUGGGGCUCAUUGAUGACACCAAAGACCGCAAAGGACUAGCAGAGAAAGUCUGGUCUUUCUUGGAGAAGACGUAUGACAGGCAUGACUGGAUGGUUGUUUCAUUUCUAACCAAAAAUUCCCAACAUAGCAAUGCUAAAACACUCAACAAACACGUCUUGGAUGGAUUUACUAAUGUGACAAAAGGGGAGGUUAGCGUGGCUGUAGCCAGGCAGGUGAAAGGGACUCACACAAGGGCCGCUGACGUUAAAACCGCCAUAGAAAGGUGCCUCGGGAAGUCAGUUCUGUGUCAUAAGGUAGCAGAACAACUCGGUAAUUGUCAGGAACCUGUAGGGAACGCUGCAGACAGAAUCCCAGUGUCUCAGACUUACACAGCAGUACACGCCUUCAGAGCAAAGGCUCACGACAGCCACGCAGCAAAGACCAUACAGGACAAAAUAGUAGAAGAAGACUUUGUCCCUGGAGGUACCACCCCUUACGUCUAUGCAGGGAAAUGUCAGAAAGAUCCACUUAUUAACACUGGCGAGUUUGUUGUUCUGAUUAAAAGUGAUGAAGAGAUGCUCAAACCAGAUCCAUGCUCCAAUCUGGACUGUGGUGGUCCCCAAAGAGGAGACUGUGUUCCUGUGGAAACGAUCGUUGCGGUGUGUAAGUGCAAGAAGCCGUACUACGGCAAGAAAUGUGAGAAUAGUUUAAACGAUUAUGAGAAAGCUUUAAACAAAGAGAUCGAUAUCAAGUCCGACGAGUUCAAGAACGUCUUGAAGAAGUUAGAUGAGUUAGACAGCAAUCAGAGACGGCCAAUACUGGUGUCCAGGCAACGAUAGGCAACGGUAGGCAACGAUAGGCUGCAAUGGGCAACAAUGGGCAACAAUGGGCAACGAUA